This is a messenger RNA of Symbiodinium natans, 858 nucleotides long. NCBI's taxonomy places the organism in Eukaryota, Dinophyceae, Suessiales, Symbiodiniaceae. The record is from the annotation of a GenBank genome assembly.
AUGAGAAAGGCCCGAGCUGGCACAGGGCGAAGCUCUUCGAGCUCCCACGGCGCAGGUCUUCCACGCCACCUAGUAUGGGGACGACCAGAGCUUGAAAGCUCCAGUUCGGGAGAAGACCUCUUCAGCCCGUACGAAGGCAAGGAUCGCAGGACUGCACUGCCGGAGGAGCGGGUGCAGGAGCAUCGGCAAGAGGCUUCUGGCUCUCAGCAACUGCUGCAUGACUGCGAUGCUUCCAUUCCUUCCACCUCCACCAGCCUCACCGGGAGCUCGGACACCAAGAAGUCCUGCAAGGACGGGUUUUCCAUGCCAGCAUCGGUGGCCAAGGUGGAUGUGAAGGAUUUCUACUCGAAGUUGAAGGAAGUGGCAAAGCACACAUCUCCCAGCAGCAGGACAGCCUGGGACGCCGAUGCGAAGAAAGUGGCAGAACUGGCAACUCUCGACUUCGAGGAAGCGGAAGAGGAAGAACCUGAGGAAGAUGAGCCCGACGGUGAGUGGUCGGUGGGAUCCGAAAAGCACUCUGCCGGGCAGUGCAGGCCUUGCCAUUACGUCUUCUCGAAAAGUGGGUGCGCAAACGGUACAGCGUGCACAUUCUGUCAUUUGCCGCAUCCGAAGAGGUUCAGGCCGAGACCCUCCAAGUCCAAGCAGCACAAGUGUAAACGCCUGGCGGCCGUCCUGGACAAGGUGCAGGCUGAUGACCCUGACGGAUUUCAGAUCUUGGUGGAACAACUUGGUGCCCAAGGUGGAUACCUGAACACAGUGGUCAAAAGCAGGAUGAGAAGCCGCCAACAGAAGACUCAGGUUCCAGACCAGCCACGGGAAGCCCCGCGAGUGUUGAAGCCAGGGUUGGUGUCUUUGUGA